UUGUACAAGUACGAUGGACAAAGUGGAACCCGUCGUAUCUUUCAUUUGCACAAAGUGCAGAGUGGUAUGUGACCCGGGUGAUGACCAGAAUGACAAAACAACCUUAUAUAACAUCUCUGUGAACACACCUUGGUUAACCACUUGCGUGUUGGCCAUCAAAAAAAAACGGACCUUCUGCUCUAGCAGUUCUUUGACGGGCAAAACCGCAACGAUGACACCUCCACGCAAUGGCGUGUUAGUGUUGUUGAGCUUAGCGGCCAGCAUCCAAGCUGCGCCAGCGUCCAUCCCAAGUGACCAAAUAUCUCUCAAUCCCCCAUCAUACAGCAUCAGCUGGGAUGGGCCUCAGGUUCCUACACAGAAACCGGAGGAAGAUCCUAUCGAGACUGCAGCACCUACCCCGACGGACCAGAUCUCUCUUGAUCCACCUUCAUAUACUGUGACCUGGGAUGGCCCGGAAGUUCCAACUACUAUCAUCACUUCCUCAACGUCUACGCAACCUGGCUACUCGGUCAACCCAAUACCAACCAAGAAGCCUCAUUGGCCAAAGCCACCUCAUUCUUGGAAGCCUUCGUCCUCAAAGACUAAACCUGCUGAAACGUCUUCAAGCACCGAAUAUGAGCCUAUACCAAGUGAUCCCAUUGAAAUCCCAGACUUUCCAGAGCCUUCCAGCAAUCCUCCUUCCAAGCCCUCUGAUUCGUUUUCCCUUGGGCCUCCAAGUGCCACAAUCUCAUGGGGAAAGCGUCAAGGUCAAUUUGAGCCUGUCCCUACUGACUGUGGAGACCCCGAAGAACCUACCCCCGAAGAGCCAACCCCAGAAGAGCCAACCCCAGAAGAGCCCGAAAAUCCUCCCACUCCGCCAGAUGAUAUUACACUCGCACCCCCCACUGCAACUGUUAGUUGGGGUAAGCGCCAAUGGCCCUACCGACCUAAGCCAACUAAACGACCACAGCCCACCAAGGGACCAAAGCCAACAACAUCUCUGGCUCCCGAGCCGUCUGAGGAACCAACGCCCGAGGAACCAACGCCCGAGGAACCAACGCCCGAAGAGCCGAUCCCUGAAGAGCCCGAAGAGCCUGAAGAACCCCCAAGUAAUCCUUCAUCACCGCCAGAUGAGGUCACGCUUGCGCCUCCAACAGCGACGAUCAGCUGGGGUAAACGCCAGAUACGCCCAACGCCGCAUACGAAACCUAAGCCAACGAAAUCUAAGCCAACGAAAUCUUCCACUAUCAAAACAUCGACUAAGCCUACCCCUACGCAAUCAGAGGAGCCAAUCCCGGAGGAACCGAUCCCGGAGGAGCCAACAAGUAGUCCUCCAUCUCCACCAGAUGAAGUCACGCUUGCACCUCCAACUGCAACGGUGACUUGGGGAAAGCGGCAAUUUGACGACAUCACGUUGGUGAAGCCUACAGCAACUGUAGGUUGGAGCAGACGCCAGGAUGAAGAAGGCCCCGGCCUUGAGCUUCCCGGAUUGCCUGAAUUACCUGAACUCCCCAUUCCAACAAACCCGGAUGAUGUGACCUUGGUUCAGCCGACUGCGACGAUGAGCUGGGGUAAACGUCAGGAUGAAGAGGACCCUGAAACCGAGCAGCCUCAACUACCGGCUCCAACGAUCUCAGAUGAUAUCACUCUAGUGCCACCCACUGCGACGGUGUCUUGGGGGAAACGUGAAGCUGAAGCCGCCCCUCAAACAAACAGCUGGGGAAUCGUAUGGCCCACCAACAUACCUCAAUUUCCGUCUAUCCCAAUUCAAACAAUACCCGGUACCGUCUCCUGGGGCAAACGUGACCCGGAACCCACUGUUGCCGCCAUUCUCGACGAUGCCCAGGACGCCCGCUUCACCUGUGGCUCUACCAUCACAACCUCCAGCAUCCAUCCCUGUCCACGCCCGUCCUGCCAAGCCCAUUGCACACUCAGCCCUGAAUUCAUCACAGCGCCCUGGCCCUCUAUCAAUACGGAGACAGGCAUACCAUCUUGUCCCCUCACUGCAACCGCAACAAACGUCUGUGCCUCUUGCGUCUGCCCCACGACCAUCGUAACGUCUCACAUCACGACUCCGCCCCCGCUACCUACCGACAAACCUCAACCGCCAUUUCCCUGUUCCACUGUCACGCUUACUGUGGCCCCGCCAUGUGUACCGCCCACGUGCCCGCAUGUCGAUGACAUUGCGUGUAAGAUCGGUAACGCGAAACCUAUCCCCGUCGAGAAGGUCACGAUUACUACGAUUACAUCUGCGGCACCGUCGGCAACGAAGCCAUUGCCUCCGGGUGGGGAGUGCUCCCCGCGUCCGACCACCACAGUUCACAUGGGCUGCCCCACAUUUACUUGUGUACCAGCCACCAAGGCUUGCCCAGUACCCACAGGUUUGUGA
Messenger RNA from Periconia digitata, 2368 nucleotides. The record is from the annotation of a GenBank genome assembly. Lineage: Eukaryota; Fungi; Ascomycota; Dothideomycetes; Pleosporales; Periconiaceae.